This is a messenger RNA of Trifolium pratense (red clover), 2015 nucleotides long. RefSeq lists its product as uncharacterized. Lineage: Eukaryota; Viridiplantae; Streptophyta; Magnoliopsida; Fabales; Fabaceae. The transcript has a single exon. The record is from RefSeq and is a predicted model, not a curated record. The coding region runs from base 527 to 1435 and encodes 302 amino acids.
UACAUAAAUUUUAAGAUGGUAAAAUGUAAACAAUUCUCAUUUUACAAACUGACUUGUAGAGUUGAAUUAUUUCUUAUUCCCUAUUCUAAGAUAAAUUACAAUUACAAUACACAUUUAUUGUUUAAUUAACUCCCUAAAUAGGCCUAUCCAAAUCUACAUAAAAACAAUUAACAUUUCUGAAAAAGGAAAUGAAUAUGCCAAAGCAUCUAUAUAAUAUGUUACAUGUAAAUUCUAAUAUCCCAUUUCGAACCUACGUAGCAUAUCCUUGUUUAACACUUUAACUUAGUCAAAUAUUCAAUUUCUUAAAUCACACAAAAAUUGAAUCAAAAUCGCAUAAACUCAUAGUACAAUUUUAAAUAGUUUAAUUCCCUCGAAUAUUCUCGACAAAAUUCUAACUAUUCUCAUCAUCUAUAUAUAAAACCAGACUCUCUCACUUCUCUCCACAAACAAAAAACUAUAACCCGAAUCCGAUCCUAAUCCAUAACCCGAACCCGUUUCUCUUUCAUUAAGUUAUCAACAUUCAACAAUGAAUUUUGCUAGAAAGAAACGAGUCACCGAUCCGUUAAACGACGAAGCAAAAGCUCGACUCAUCGGCGGUGAUUUCCGGCAACUAAGCGGUGUUAGCAGCGGAAGUGAACAUUCCGGUACCGGCGAAUGCGAUUCUUCACUGUCUCUCUCUGAGCUAGUGUAUGGUUUUUUGGAGGAAGAUAAUGAAAACGAGAGUGACUCAGCUGGAAACGAUUUCGACUCGGAGCGAGUUGACUCGGUAACCGAUUGCAUGGAAUCGGUGAAGGAUCUACUACAAUUAAGCUCUGAAAACGCUAAUGCAGAUUCUUACAUGAAAAUGCUUCGAUCACAUGUUUCUGAAGCAGCGGUGAAAUUCGCAUUUCUGAAGAAACAAAACGUUACGCUUUACAAUCGGAACGUGAUGUCGUUUUUGCGUGAGAAAGGUUACAAUGCUGCGAUUUGCAAGACACGGUGGGAUUCCUCCGGCGGACUCACCGCCGGUAACCAUGAGUUCAUCGACGUGGUGCGAUCUGAAUCGUCCACGUGGCAAAACAAUAGGUACUUCGUUGAGCUUAAUUUCGCCGGACAAUUCGAAAUCGCACGUCCGACGAGUCGUUACUCGGAGAUUCUGAGUUACGUUCCUGAAAUUUUCGUCGGAAAAUCGGAGGAGUUGAAACGCACCGUUUUGGCUUUGUGUGGUGCUGUGAAACUGUGUUUAAGGAGUGGAGGGUUGAGUAUUCCUCCUUGGAGAAAAAACCGGUACAUGCAGAAUAAGUGGUUUGGACCGUAUCGUAGAACCACAAACCCGGUUCAGGGGAACCCGGUUCCUGCUGUUUCUUCUUUCAGUGGCGCUAAAUGUAGGUUAGUUGGAUUUGAGGACGCUGUUUCCGAGACUAGGCGCGGUGGUGCCUUUGUCCGAACGAGAUGAUUUUUUUUAACUGCAGAUACUGAUCCUCCGAGUCAGAUGAGAUGGCCGAAAGAGAUGAUUGAUCGGGAAUUUUUGAAAUUUUGUUAGUAUAUAUUUAUUUUAAUAUGAAUUUAAUUAUUAGAAUAUUGUAGUAGUUUAUGGAAGGAAUUGGAUUGGGUCGAAUUUCUGAGAAAAAUUAUUAUAUUAAAUUAAGAUAAAGUUGAAUGAAAAUGAUUGAAGUGUGAGAAAAAUAAUUUAUAUGCGGAAAAUGUACAUCGUUUAUAGGCUGAUUCUAGAGUGGGAAAGCAAAUCAUGUCUCUCAUUGGUGAAAGGUACUUUUCCACCAUUAGAUAUGUUGAAAAACCAAUAAAUGGUAUGGAUUAAGUACAGGAUAAUUGUUGCUACAGUGUACUAUAGUAGGUUUCUUUGACUUUUUUUCAUCUACUUUUAUGUCAGUGAUUUGACACAAAGUUAAAGUAAUUUUUUUAUAUUGUUAGACAAAAUAAAUUUGUAAAUUUUUUUUUUUACCCCUUCAGCAAACACCUUGCGUUAGUUUUUGUUUUGUUUUUAACUUAACUUUAUUUAAAAUAAAAUGGCUCCU